CGUAACAGAUGAUUCACAGUCUCUAGUUCUGUCCUCUUCGAAUGGCCAAGUGCCUUCGUCCUGCAUCAACCUCUGUCCAAGCUUUUAACGCCCAGUUAGAGCUGAAGCUAUGUCCGACUUCGUCCGGGUCUUUGAGUUCGUCCGAGAACCAAGCCACAUGGUAAACUAAACGUGCUGUACAUAGGUAUACCAGGCUCCUGCCUGACGCAAUCAUUGCUGCAGAUAGAGACGGACGUACAAGUAGAAUGCGCCACAAAAUAUAAAAAACUCCGCUGCCCACGGUUUGGUGGUUCGCGCCGUUCAGAGAAACUACAUAUAUAUACAUACAUCCAUCACACCCAUCGAUUCGUCGCGCUACUUGUAUCCUGUCCACCUCACCCAAAAUUGCAAGCGGAUUUUUAGCGCAGACGACAGGAAACAGUCAUUAUGGUUUUUGGUUGGCUCUUUGAGACGCCUUUCAAGCCUUCGAGGGACAUUCCCCCUCUCGAAGGCAAAGUGAUUCUUGUCACUGGCGGUAACGCUGGGCUGGGCAAGGCGCAACUUCGACAUUACGCGGAGAACGGCGUCAAGGCCAAGGUGUACCUGGCAGCGAGGAGCAAGGCCAAGGCCGACGAGGCCAUCAAGGAUAUCGUAAAGGACACGCCUGGGCUGGACCUGCAUUUCCUCGAGCUGGACCUGACGGACCUGGCCUCCGUCAAGGCCGCCGCAGAGACGUUCACGCGCGAGAACACGAGGCUGGACAUUCUGGUCAACAACGCGGGGAUCAUGGCGCACCCGCCGGGCUUGACAAAGGACGGAUACGAGAAGCAGUUCGGCACCAACCACGUCGGCCACUUCCUGCUGACGGUGCUGCUCCUGCCCCUUCUGCAACGGACGGCCGCGGAACCGCAGAGCGACGUGCGCAUCGUCAACCUCAGCUCGGUCGGCCACGCCAUGGCUCCCUCCGGCGGCUUCAUCCCCGAGAAGGUCAAGACGGACAUGGCCUCGUACUCCACCAUGCAACGCUACGGCCAGAGCAAGCUCGCCAACAUCCUCUUCACCCGCGAGCUCGUUCGGCGCUACCCGCAGAUCACGAGCGUGGCCAUCCACCCGGGAGGCGUCGCCACGAAUCUGUCGAACGAGUUCGCCAAGAACCACCCCGUCCUCACCCUCUUUCUGAUGCCGCUCAUCUCUCUGUUCAUGGCCUCGCCGGCUUCUGGGGCUCUCAACCAGACGUGGGCCACGGUGGCUGACGUCGAUGGCAAGCCCGCGACGGGAACGAAGUCGCCCAAGAAGCUCGUGCAGGGGGCUUACUACCGGCCCGUUGCGAAGCGAGGAGGUGACUCGGCCUACGCGAAGGAUCCGGCGCUGGCGAAGAAGUUGUGGGAGUGGUCCGAGGACGAGAUGCAGAGCAAAGGAUUCUGGGUUCCCCAAAGCUAAAGCCCAUCCCACACGUGGAUCUAUUUGUACAAAUAUGGAACCCCCCACCCCACCGAUUCGGAUAAUGUAAUGGGUAUUCUUUCGAUUUUAUGGUCUUUUUAAAAUAUUAAAAUUAAUUACCUGACA
Messenger RNA from Verruconis gallopava, 1545 nucleotides. RefSeq lists its product as uncharacterized. The coding region runs from base 427 to 1419 and encodes 330 amino acids. The record is from RefSeq and is a predicted model, not a curated record. The transcript has a single exon. NCBI's taxonomy places the organism in Eukaryota, Fungi, Ascomycota, Dothideomycetes, Venturiales, Sympoventuriaceae.